Messenger RNA from Ictalurus punctatus (channel catfish), 1963 nucleotides. RefSeq names its product CDC23 (cell division cycle 23, yeast, homolog) (gene cdc23). Bases 61 to 1818 code for a protein of 585 amino acids. Gene Ontology annotation, cellular component: anaphase-promoting complex. NCBI's taxonomy places the organism in Eukaryota, Metazoa, Chordata, Actinopteri, Siluriformes, Ictaluridae. The transcript has 16 exons. The record is from RefSeq and is a predicted model, not a curated record. Gene Ontology annotation, molecular function: protein binding. Gene Ontology annotation, biological process: cell division.
CCGGUCCAAUCAGGAUAGGUCUCUACUGCGCCUCGGUGACGUCACACAAACACACGAAAAAUGGCGGCGGCUCUGAGCAGUGAGUUUAGCGACUUGGUGCAGAUUAAAAAGCAGCUGAUUUCUAUGAUAUCGCAAUGUAAGGAGCGCGGGCUGGUGCAUAGUGUAAAGUGGGCAUCUGAGUUGGCAUUUUCUCUCGAUCCUCUCCCACUGAGUGAGGUUCCCUCUCCACCACACGUCACUGAGGAUGAAGCCCACGACCUGGACGCUUUGUGUUUGGCGAAGUCGUAUUUCGAUCUAAAAGAAUAUGAUCGUGCAGCAUAUUUCCUGCGUGACUGCCACAGUCAGAAAGCGUAUUUUAUCUACAUGUACUCGCGCUAUCUGUCAGGGGAGAAGAAGAAGGACGAUGAGACCGUGGACAGUCUGGGUCCUCUGGAGAAGGGCCAGGUGCGUAAUGAGGCUCUGAGGGAACUGAGAGUGGAGCUCAGCAAGAAACACAAUGCUGGAGAACUGGAUGGAUUCACACUCUACCUGUAUGGUGUUGUGUUGAGGAAACUGGAUCUGAUGAAGGAAGCAGUGGAUGUGUUUGUGGAGGCAACGCAUUCUCUCCCUCUGCACUGGGGCGCCUGGCUCGAGCUCUGCAACCUCAUCACCAACAUUGACAUGCUGAAGUCUCUAUCCCUGCCGGACUGUUGGGUGAGGGACUUCUUCAUGGCCCACAUGUAUACGGAGCUGCAGAUGAUUACGGAGGCACUGCAAAAAUACCAGAGUCUGAAGGAGGCUGGAUUCUCCAAGAGCACCUACAUCAUCUCCCAGAUCGCUGUCGCCUACCACAACAUUCGAGAUAUCGACCAGGCAUUGGACCUGUUUAAAGAGCUCCGUGAACAGGAUCCAUUCCGCAUUGAGAACAUGGACACGUUCUCUAACCUGCUGUAUGUCCGGAGUAUGAAGCCGGAGCUGAGCUAUCUCGCCCACAGCCUGGUGGAAAUCGACAAAUACAGAGUGGAGACCUGCUGUGUCAUUGGUAAUUACUACAGUAUGCGGUGUCAACAUGAGAAAGCGGCUUUGUAUUUCCAGCGAGCGCUGAAACUGAGCCCUCGCUGUCUCGGGGCCUGGACGCUGAUGGGCCACGAGUACAUGGAGAUGAAGAAUACGUCCGCUGCCAUCCAGGCCUACAGACAUGCAAUCGAGGUAAAUAAGCGGGAUUACCGGGCGUGGUACGGACUUGGUCAGACUUACGAAAUCCUCAAGAUGCCCUUCUACUCGCUGUACUACUACAGGAAAGCUCACCAGCUCAGGCCCAAUGACUCCCGUAUGCUUGUAGCUCUCGGUGAAUGUUACGAAAAACUCUCACAGCAGGUUGAAGCUAAAAAGUGUUACUGGCGAGCGUAUUCAGUGGGAGAUGUGGAGAGGAUGGCACUGCUCAAACUUGCCAAGCUUCAUGAGCAGCUGAAUGAGUCGGAUGAUGCGGCUCAGUGUUACAUUAUCUAUGUCCAGGACAUUUUCUCCUGUGGGGAGAAGUUGGAGCAUGUGGAGGUGAGCACAGCGUUGCGUUAUCUUGGUCAGUAUUACUUCAAGAACAAACUGUACGAUGAGGCGUCAUUUUGUGCACAACGCUGCUGUGACUACAAUGAAGCACGUGAAGAGGGAAAAGCUCUGCUGCGUCAGAUCUCAGCUGUCCGGGAACAGGGAGAAUCAUCGUCCGAGCAGAGUGUGUUUAACCCACUGAACACGGCCACACACACACUGCAGAGUGUGUACAACACCACCACACCAAUUCGGAGAGUGUCUCCUCUCGACCUGUCCUCCAUCACACCCUGACACACACACACACACACGCACCCAUCCACAUAGUUCAUACUUAAUCAUGUUCUUAUGCUGUACAGAUUGAUAUUUUCAGUUUGCUCAGAAAUAACCUGUAUGUGUAAUUUGAUUAAAUAAAGUUUUUCAUUUUUGAAACGUGCAA